UACUAUUGGUUACCACUCACUCGUGCAGUCCCACAUUUCGUGCAUCCUCCAAAACCACACUUUUCCUACUACAAAUCUUCAAACUACUAUGUCCAUUUGAAAUAAUAAUACACAAGAACAUCUUACGAGCUUAGACGGAUGCAUUCGGACAAGAAACAAGAGAGAUAAAUGUUUGCUUGUGACAAAGGCUUUUGUCACUUCCAUUGUCACCUGCCGUCCGAUGCCGUAGCGGAGUUUCAACUCAGACGCGUUGGUGGCAACGCGUCUGGACGCGUCUACUUGCCGCACGGAUGGCGCGCACUCGAGUCGGUGGGAAGCGGAAAGGUCCCACGGAAAGAAGAUCUCGAAGCACUUGCCGGAGCACUCGGACUCUCGAGAGACGGAAAAAUCGCUGAUCUUGCUGCACGGAUCAAAGCUCACUUGGAAGAUCCUGACACUCGCACAGCCCUUGCAGAUAAUCCUCGAUUUUCGGCGCUAUAUGGUUCAAAACGACUCACUGGCAGGCCUGUUGCCGUUGCCAACCCAACUUCGAAUGAAAACUCAACACCUUCAGCAAGUACUCCUCUCCCCACGGCAGCCAACAAUAUGUUCUACCCGCAGCCACCAUUUUUUCCGCAAAUGCAAGGAUCUCUCCCCAUUCCUUAUCCGAACCACCUACAUUAUGUUGGCCCCGCUGUACUCUCAACAACCGCUCCUGUCAUAUCUACAUCAUCACAGCCAUUGCUGUCUGGGCAUCCUAAUAGUCUCCCUUUUCAUUACUCCGGCAACUCGCAAUACAUAUUCAAUUAGAUUACUACAUACUAGCCACUGGUACACUCGUAUAUAUCUUGCUAAUAUCUAAUCCACAGCUUGUCGAGCG
This is a messenger RNA of Suillus paluster, 859 nucleotides long. RefSeq lists its product as uncharacterized. The record is from RefSeq and is a predicted model, not a curated record. The transcript has a single exon. NCBI's taxonomy places the organism in Eukaryota, Fungi, Basidiomycota, Agaricomycetes, Boletales, Suillaceae. Bases 169 to 789 code for a protein of 206 amino acids.